This is a messenger RNA of Candidula unifasciata, 1326 nucleotides long. The record is from the annotation of a GenBank genome assembly. NCBI's taxonomy places the organism in Eukaryota, Metazoa, Mollusca, Gastropoda, Stylommatophora, Geomitridae.
AUGCCUUCUGAGGCCAGAACCAGCAUGGCUGAAGUUGUGAUCACGCAGGAGGAUGUUUUGGCCAUGUCGUUGAUGGUUCAUCUGUGCGUCUUUUUGGAAUUACUGGCCAAUAGAUUGGUUGGGUGGUUGUCGCCAAUGUUGAGUGAAAGGUCGUCAAUAGUGAGAACGUUGACAAGCCUGCAUAGAAUGAAACCUGGUUUGCUAGCAAAAGUCCUGAUGGAGCAGACGACGCUUUGGAGUAUAAUUCUGCUGAUAAUGGUGUCCUUGACUUAUACAUCACUGUCGUUGACCCCAUUCAGCCACCAACCUCAGCCUUACCCGAAGUUUCUGGUGCGGGUCAUCCUGACGUCCAGCAUCGCUCGAUUCAGCGUCAUGGCUACUCGCAUUGUCCUGGUCAGAGAUCCCGUCAUUGGACAAAUAAAAACUACAGCCACUCCCGGGCAGUCUGGCCACGCCAUAUUGGACUUCUUCUACUGUGCAUACAGCGCGGCCACCAACUUCCUGUAUCUAUGCUACCACGAGAAUCUGUUACUGGGAGUGACAUCUAGUUUCAUGGAAGUGAGCUCCACGCCUGUUGAAUGCUGCCGUCUUAUUGAACAGUCUAACAAAGCUUUAGGCUCCCAGUCUUACCGUAAGACUACGAUUCUCACUUGCGCCUUGUGUUUUAUUUGUCGAGUUAUGCUGCCUUUGCUGUUUCUAAUUUUAGCAUUGAGACAAGAAUCGCCAUUUUGCAUGGAUGAGGUCCCUCUUGUAAACUUCUUUAUCAGUGGGGCCUUCUACGCUACCUUUAACGGUUUAUUUCUGUCGCAGAGCAUUCGACGCCUGCGGUACUCUUCUCAACAUCCAAUUCCCCAAACGUGUAUACAGUCUUCCUCUGCUCAAGUCCCAUUCUCUAUUCACAUGACAUCUAAUGAGACAUUACAGGGACAAGUCAACGACAACCAUGGACAGUCUCGCCUCAGCGAUUUCAACUACACGCUAAUAGAAACCUGCAACGACAAAGGUUUGCUCCGUGAUCUUGCCUCAGACAAUAUACAAAAGAGCUAUCUUGUCCAGAUGGACGAUUCAAAGCAAUCGGUUGCCAAAAAGAGCGCGAAAAGUUCUAGUGGAGACAUCUUAGGCAGGUUUCAUUUCAAUAGUUACACAGGUAGGACAACAGUGAAAAGUCGCAGUUACGAUUGUUUAUUGGGCAGUCAAGAUCUCGUCUGUGAAGAGGAAACUAUGAUGUUUGUGGGUGGACUUAAUAAUCAAACCGGUAACAAUGAUCAGUCGGACUUGGAUCACACUGUAGUAUUUGUAGAGCAAACGGGCUCGUUCGAGAGUUAG